Messenger RNA from Labrus bergylta (ballan wrasse), 2328 nucleotides. NCBI's taxonomy places the organism in Eukaryota, Metazoa, Chordata, Actinopteri, Labriformes, Labridae. The record is from RefSeq and is a predicted model, not a curated record.
AUGGAUGAAAACUGUAACCGUCCCCGUGCGACCACAACAUCCAACUGGCCUGAAACAUUCUGGACUGAGACGCUCACUCUCAGAUGUGAGAUUGAGGGAGGUGGAGACUCUGAAUGGACGUUUGGAUGGAGAAGAGACAGAACAUCCAGAACAUCCAAAUAUACAACAGACAAUAAAUACAUUAUUAGCCGAGCCACUGAUUCUGACAACGGAGACUAUGAGUGCUCAGGCAGAAGGGGAUCCCCUCAUUCUACCUUCACGCCUUGGAGUGAACCCUUCAAAUUGACUGUAACAAAAAUAACACCAAAGGCUGAACUGAGAGCUGACAGCACAUCAAUUCCAGCAGGGGGCGCUGUGACCCUGACCUGUGAUGUGAACCCUCCAUCAUCUGGCUGGACGUACAUCUUGUUCAGAGGAGAUCACCCGGGCACACAAGAUGAUGGUAAAAACUUCAAUGGACGAAUCAGUGUCUCCAAGGGAGGAGUCUACAGGUGCAGAGGAGUGAGAGGAGAACCAGUUUACUACACAGAGUACAGUGAUUCAGUCACUAUCAACAUCAUUUUAUCAAACAGAGCUGUUGUGACUCUUCAGCCCCAUUGGACUGAGAUACACAGCGGAGAGAAGAUCACUUUGAGAUGUGAAAUCGAGGGUGGAGACGACGCUGAGUGGGAGUAUGAGUGGAAAACAAGCAACUCAUUCAAACCUCCAAAGGAAAAGGAAUACAGUUUUGGACCUGCUGAUACAACAAACAGUGGAAACUACAGUUGUAAGGGCAGAAAAAAAAGUGACCAGUCUCCAACAGGUUGGAGCGAUCCCAUCACAUUAACGGUUUUAUUCAGUUCACCCCAGCCUGUCCUCACCGUGUCUCCACUCUGGCUGAGUCCUGGAGACUCUGUGACUCUGAACUGUGAGGUUAAACACCCAUCAGCAGGAUGGAGGUUCUACUGGUAUGAAGCUAUUCCCAAACUAUCUGACAACUCCUACAACUACCAGCUGCUAUCUGGAAGCAGAGAUGGAACUGAAAAGUAUUCCUUCAUUGUUCAUGGACAGACACACACAGCAGGAUAUGUGUGCAGAGCUGGAAGAGGAGAAAUGAACACUCCUUAUAGUAAACCAAAGUUUGUCUGGUCUGGAGAUUUGCCUUCAUCAGCAUCUCUCACAGUGAGUCCUGAAAGAGUGCAACACUUCACCUCUGAUUCUGUCUCACUGGAGUGUAAGGGGAACUCUACUCAGUGGAGAGUGAAGUUUCAAGAGAAACUCACAAGAAAUAAUGUGUACUGGUGUGAGUCUGGAUCAGGGGAGUUCAGCAACGCUGUCAACAUCACUAAACAGAAGUCUGAAAUUAUCCUGGUGAGCCCUGUCCAUCCAGUGACUGAAGGAAGUUCAGUUAGUCUUAGCUGCAGAUUGAGAAGCUCAGAUAUUGUUUCCAAUGUGUUCUUCUAUCUGAAUAACAAACUCAUUCAAAAUGAUACCAGAAAGGAGCUUAAUAUCUCUGCUGUGUCAAAGUCUGAUGAGGGCUUCUACAAGUGUCAGACCUCAGGGAGAGAGUCGUCUCAGAGUUGGAUGUCAGUAACAGCCGUGUCCAGGCUUGGGAACCCUUCAUAUCCUGUAAUUCUCGUGAUUGUCGGGCUGAUUUGUGGAGUAGUACUUAUAAUUCUUCUGCUCCUGUUGUAUCGCUGCAGGCAGUCAAAGGACUCAUGCUUCAGGAGGCCAAGCCAGUCUGAGAGUAACAACCAAGACUCUGCCAGAAGUCAUGAACUUUACCAGAAUGUGGCUCAACCUGAUGUAUACUCUACUCUCCUACACGGUGAUGCCAGUGUCUACGAAACACUGAAAAUCUCUGAGGACAACAAGGCUGGGGAUGAUUACGUCAACCAAUCAGUAAGGCACUGAAGACACUGAAAAUGUUCUUUGAACACACAGUUUGUAAAUUCCGCCGCCAGGGGACUACCACAAAAGACGACAUCAAGGCUGGCGGGGAAUCAUGGGAGUGAUUCUCUCUGCUACUCUGUCCCCAACCCUGAUGAAAAUGAGCUAAGAGUUGACCGUAGUGAAGACAAACGAGUGAAACCGACCUGAGGAAGACAAUAUGUUUACCGACGAUGUAUCCAAGUCUGAUUUACAUGAAGUUUUUAUCACAGCAGCACAUACAGCAACAGUACGGUGUUUCCAUGGCAACGAUAUACAUGUCGUGUCUGUCAUGGAGGCUCUGUCAUGGUGGCCACCACGACAACACGGCUUCUGUUACUAUAAUAUUAAGGAUUUCUCUGGCUUUGAUAACUGUUGGAAAUAUUUGCGGGAAUGUAAGUACUAGACAAAAAAUAUAUU